AUAGGACUAAUUCGAAACAUGAUAUAUCACGAAACGCGUAAGAAAUAUUAAUGUGCGUGUAUGCUAUUGCCCCGCAAACUGAAAUAUAUGUUUCGCAAACGUCACUUUCAGGAUUAAAACAUGAGUAAUUGGGUACCUGACGAUGGUGGAGGAUGGAAGUGGAACUGGACAGAAUUAUGUGGAUACCAGGGAGGUAUGGAUCCCAUUAAUCCGGAUACUCAUGAUCUCGAUGUAUGCUUCCAACAACUUUAUCUUCAGAUUCCUGUUCUAGUUUGUAUUGCCAUAGUAUCUGCAUAUUAUUGUGGGCGACGACACACAUAUUCCUCUCCUCAUUUGAUUUCCACUAAUGCUAUAAAUUGGAGAGUCGCAAUUAUAAUCUGCCUCGUAAUACUUCCUAUACUCAAGGCGUACAUCAUUCUCACUAAUACUAUACUUGCACCAUCGAAGAAUGUACUGCCCAACAGUGUGUUGUUACAAGAAUCUACCACAACAACCACGACAACUGAAAGUCCAGAAGCAUUUUUUAAUACUCCAGACUUAAUACAUCGGAUACAGACUGAUUUGAACCAUACCAUUGACUAUGCGAAGUCACUUAUUUUUCCAAGGAGUGUUCAAACCUCCACUGGACCUUCAAUCAUGUCCAAUUUACCGGACAAUAAUCUAAUGUCAGCUACGGUUGAGGACAAUGUCACUUGUGCCAAACCUAUUGAUUACCUCGUGGCAGCCACUGAAGGUUUGGCAUGGGUCGUCCACCUUUGUUUAAUACUCAGCUUAAAAAGAGGACGAGGACAAGAACGGUUUAAUCCGAGAGGGCCGCUAUUGAUAAGAGCAUUAAUAUUUCUAUUAAUGGUUAUCUCGACGCUGUUAUUAAGAAGCCACAUAAAGUACAAAACUCAGGCUGAUGUUUUACCCAAUCUAUCAUUGGGAUUCAGUGUCAGCGUGGUCACUCUACUAGUAUUCUAUGCUGUCACAUUGAUACCGGGAGGUAGAAGUGGCUUCAGAAACAUGAGACCGUCUCAAGUUAAUGAAAUAGGAGAACGGACAGCACUAUUGAGCACGCCGAAUACAUCUUACGUAAGAUUCCCUGAGGAACAGGACCCAACUUAUCUUGGGACCGCUAUGGAGGAUGCGACCAUCAUCUCCAAGCUUAUAUUUCAUUGGGUGAACCCCCUGAUGCAGAAGGGUGUUCAUGGCUUAUUGAAUCAUUCGGACGACUUGUUUGAGUUGCCGGAAUAUAUAAGUAGCGGUGCAAUUACACAGAAGAUCGAUAAACAUUUGCAGAGCAUGCCCAACGAUAUAAAUAAUAGAAUGGAAAAUACUGAUUCGGUGCUAGGAAUGCGUAUCCAAAUUGUUACAAACAAAAUGACGCUGUUCAGAUUACUGCACAAAUGCUUUGGUUUGGAGUUUUAUUCAGUUGGAAUAUUGAAGUUUAUUGGCGACUCUUCUACGUUUAUGGGGCCUUUGUUACUGAAUAGAUUAAUUGGUUUUAUAGAGGAUAAAGACGAGCCUAUCUCGUACGGAUAUCUGUACUCGUCGUUAAUCAUUAUAAGUGCUUUAAUAGGCGCCUUUUGUAACACACAUUUCACGUUUUGGAUGUCGGUAGUUGGAUUAAAAAUACGAUCUACAGUGAUCACGUUACUGUACAGGAAGAUUUUACAUUCCCCCAAUAUUCAAUUGAAGCAGCAAUUUAAUUUCGGCGAGAUAGUUAAUUUCAUGAGCACAGACAGUGAUAGGCUUGUAAAUAGUUGCGCAAGUUUUCAUGCAUUGUGGAGCAUACCUUUACAGCUAGUUGUGACAUUGUAUCUUCUUUAUCAACAAAUCGGGCUAUCGUUCUUGGCUGGCGUCGCGUUUGCUAUAAUUCUUAUACCGAUAAAUAAAGUAAUAGCAAAUUACAUUGGAAGACUGAGUACAAAGUUAAUGGCGUGCAAAGAUGAGAGAGUUAAACUUAUGGGGGAAAUAUUGCGUGGAAUAACUACGAUUAAGUUAAACGUGUGGGAGGACCAUUUUCUACGGAAUAUAUCAAAAUUGCGUGAAAGUGAGAUUAAGUAUUUACGUGGUAGAAAAUAUUUGGACGCACUCUGCGUUUACUUUUGGGCAACGACACCGGUGUUAAUCUCUAUGUUAACAUUUGGUACGUAUGUGCUCUUUGGAAAUGAACUCGACGCGAAGACCGUGUUUACCAGCAUGGCAUUGCUGAACAUGCUGAUAGCUCCACUGAAUGCAUUCCCUUGGGUUUUGAACGGCCUUACAGAAGCUUGGGUCUCGCUUAAAAGGAUUCAGAAAAUAUUAGAUUUACCAGAUGCAGAUAUCUCAUCUUAUUAUUCGGAGCCUCCGCCUGGAAUAGAUUUGAUGGUGGAAGACACAACGUUCAGUGUAAACUCGCAGCAAAGUGAAGAGCAAAAUGAGCUUAGGACAGUUAAAUUUAAUGAUUUACAAUCGGAAGGUGUUUUUAAUUUACAUAGUCUUAAUAUCACAGUACCUAAGGGCCAAUUGGUUGGUAUUAUGGGAAAAGUAGGAAGCGGGAAAUCCCUGUUUUUAGAUGGUAUUUUAGGAGAAAUCGUUAAAGUCCGCGGUACUAUAGCGGUGAACAAUUUCGAAGACGGUUUCGCAUACGUGAAACAAAAUCCUUGGGUUCAACGUGGUACGAUUCGCGAUAACAUCCUUUUCGGAAAAUCGUACGAUUAUAAUAAAUACAGGAACGUUUUAAAAGCGUGUGCGCUGAGUGCUGAUUUAAAUUCUUUGCCGAAGAAAGACUUAACAGCUAUUGGUGAGGCUGGAAAUACUUUAAGUGGAGGCCAGAAAACAAGAAUUUCCUUGGCGCGUGCUGUAUACGCGGACAAAGAUAUUUACUUGUUGGACGAUGUCUUCGCGACUUUGGAUCCAAAAGUUGCCGCUUUCGUAUUCGAGCACGUUAUUCUCGGUUUAUUAAGUAACAAAACGAGACUAUUGUGCACUCACAAAACACAGUAUUUGAUGCACGCGGAUUUAGUGCUAGAAAUGUCAAAAGGCAGGAUUAUUAAGCAAGGGAAACCGAGCGAAGUUUUACCCGAUUUAGAAGAAUACUUGCUAUCUACGGAAUCUGCAGAUUCAGAUUCAGAUAUGUUCUCUGUAAGCGAUUUACCGAGUGAUCAAUAUCAAAGCAGCGACGAGAGGUCUACAUUGCUCGAUGAAGAAUAUAAAGAGAAAGGCAAACUGCGUUUUGGAGUUUACAGUUGCUACGUGAAAGCGAUCGGCCUUUAUUUAACGAUUUCGAUAGUUCUGUCCAUGUUCUUAAUGCAAAGUUCAAAGAACGUUACUGAUUUGUGGCUCUCUUACUGGGUUACUCAUGUUAACACAACAGCGACUAAUACCACGGGUGGGAUAAAGCUUUUGAGAUUAAACUUAUUUUUCGAUGAUUAUAACAUCGGCACCAACUACUACUUAACAGUGUACGGGGUGCUGGUUGUGUUUAAUACGUUAUUCACGUUAAUGAGAGCAUUUAUGUUCGCGUACGGGGGUAUUCAAGCAGCCAUCACAAUACAUAAACAAUUAUUGAAAGUCGUAGUGCGGGCCAGAUCUGUAUUUUUUGACAUCCAAUCAUUUGGCAGGAUUCUAAACAGAUUUUCGUCCGAUACGUACACGAUUGACGACAGCCUUCCUUUUAUCGCUAAUAUAUUAUUUGCCCAGUUAUUUGGCUUGAUCGCAACAGUCAUCAUUACUACUUACGGACUGCCGUGGAUACUUUUGGUCCUAGCCCCGUUGGUACCGUUUUAUCAUUGGAUACAAAAUCAUUAUAGAUUAACGUCGAGAGAGUUAAAGCGCAUGUCCAGCGCGGCUCUCUCCCCGUUGUACGCUCACUUUAACGAAACUCUGCACGGAUUGUCAACGAUCAGAGCUUUUCGUACAGUGCCGCGUUUCAAGCAAGACAAUGAACUAUUGCUAGAAGUCAGUCAGAAAACGCAGUUUGCAUCAUUCGCCGCUGGCCAAUGGCUCGCGUUAAGAUUGCAAUUAAUCGGGGUGACACUGUUAGCUGGAGUGAGCAAUAUCGCGGUUUGGCAACAUCAGUAUGGUAUUGCGGAUCCCGGGUUAAUAGGCCUCGUUAUCACUUACACGUUAUCUGUUACUGGGUUGCUCUCUGGGGUGGUGAACGCAUUUACAGAAACGGAGAGGGAAAUGAUCGCGGUGGAACGCGUGAAACAGUAUUUAGAAGAUGUCCCCGUGGAGAUUGCGAAAGGGGAGAAUGCGCCGUAUGCUUGGCCAACCCAGGGUGUCAUCGAGUUUAAGGAUGUUAUUUUAAAAUACAGAGAUUAUUUAGUGCCAUCGUUGAACGAAAUAUCAUUUGUUACGAGACCAGCGGAGAAAAUUGGCAUCGUUGGCCGUACGGGUGCUGGAAAGAGUUCACUGUUUGCUUCUUUGUUUAGAUUAACGGAAAUCACUUCCGGAAGCAUAUUAAUUGAUAAUAUAAAUAUACAGAAUUUACAAUUGAGUGCUUUAAGGUCUCGAUUGGCUAUCAUACCACAAAAUCCAUUUUUAUUUUCCGGGACGAUUAGGGAAAAUCUCGAUCCGUUGAAUCAGUAUAUGGAUUUACAUAUAAGCAGAGCACUGGAGAAAUGUAAAAUUCAUUCGCUGGUAUGUCGUUUGGGUGGUCUCGGCGCCACUUUAGACGAAAGUGGUAGCAAUUUGAGUGCUGGCCAAAGGCAACUGUUUUGUCUAGUUAGAGCAAUCUUACACAACGCGAAGAUUGUCUGUAUCGACGAAGCUACGGCGAACGUCGAUCAGGAGACAGACAAAUUUAUUCAAUCGACGAUAAAGUCUUCCUUCCCAGCCGCUACGGUGCUUACUAUAGCGCAUAGGAUAAGGACGAUCAUGCACUGUGAUAGAGUUCUUGUGUUGGACGACGGAGAAGUUAUAGAAUUUGACGAACCAAAUUUGUUAAUUCAGAACGUCGACUCCCAUUUCUACCAAUUGGCGAGUCAAGAAUUUUCCGAUAAGGAAUAAAACUUGUGAUGGAUAUAUUUGAUUUAUUUACACGAUAUGAUUUUUAUAAUACGUCGUCCGUAGUAUUAAUUAUACCGAUCGUGUACAGUGUUGGCGCGCCUUGUACAUUGCUUAUAAGAGAACUAUGUCCAUGAGAUCGUAAUUAUUUUCAUACGAAGAAGAGUAUAUUUAAGUAAGUAAAUAUUUCAUUAUAUAAGAAACUUCGUUUUUAUUUAUUGUUUGCAUUUUACAUAAGCUACUUUGUACCGAGUCAGUCUACCUCGUUGUACAUUCGUAUGCUGCUGGCAAUAUACAUAAGAACUCGUCGAAA
Ceratina calcarata is the source of this 5287-nucleotide messenger RNA. Its product is annotated as multidrug resistance-associated protein 7. The record is from RefSeq and is a predicted model, not a curated record. Lineage: Eukaryota; Metazoa; Arthropoda; Insecta; Hymenoptera; Apidae. Gene Ontology annotation, cellular component: membrane. Bases 121 to 4977 code for a protein of 1618 amino acids. Gene Ontology annotation, molecular function: ATP hydrolysis activity; ABC-type transporter activity; ATP binding. The transcript has 17 exons. Gene Ontology annotation, biological process: transmembrane transport.